UUAUCAACCACUCUGUGUGAGGGAGACAGACAGUGAGAGAGAGAGAGAGAGAGAGAGAAACAAAGAGAGAUAGAAACAAAGAGGGAAAGAGAGAGUCGUGAUGCACACAGUCUGACGCUGCGCUUCAUUGUAUCCUCAGCGAGUGUAUUAGUGUGUGUAGACAGUCCUGCUUGCUUGUAGCAUCCUCGGAACUGCAUCAGUGAAUUUCGACUAGGCUCAUUUCUUCCCAAGAAAACCUCACCACAGGGGUCGACAGAAAAGUAAACGUUUGACUAAUAACGUGUCUGUCCGCACAUAACCCACUCUGAAGAAGAGCGCAAAGCCCCAUUGACUUCGCACUCUUUCAAGACAAAAUGGGAGCGAAAAACAGCAAGCUGACCCCGGAGGUGAUGGAGGAUCUGGUGAAGAGCACGGAAUUUAAUGAGCACGAGCUGAAACAGUGGUACAAAGGCUUCCUGAAAGACUGCCCCAGUGGACGACUCAAUCUAGACGAGUUCCAACAACUCUAUGUGAAGUUUUUCCCCUACGGAGAUGCUUCAAAGUUUGCCCAGCAUGCAUUCAGGACCUUUGAUAAGAACGGGGACGGCACCAUCGAUUUCAGAGAGUUCAUCUGUGCCCUGUCUAUCACGUCUCGAGGCAGCUUCGAACAGAAACUCAACUGGGCCUUCAACAUGUACGACCUGGAUGGAGAUGGCAAGAUCACACGAGUGGAGAUGCUGGAGAUCAUUGAGGCCAUCUACAAGAUGGUGGGGACUGUGAUCAUGAUGAAGAUGAACGAGGAUGGCCUGACGCCCGAGCAGCGAGUGGACAAGAUCUUCAGCAAGAUGGACAAGAACAACGACGACCAGAUAUCACUGGACGAGUUCAAAGAGGCAGCAAAGAGCGACCCUUCCAUUGUAUUACUCCUGCAGUGUGACCUGCAGAAAUAAAGGAGAAGGGGAGCUUGAGAACCGCCACAGACUGCACAGAAGAUUCAUGUUCCAUUCAGUUUGCAGCUAUUUCCACUGAAAAAAAUAUGCUUGGACUACCUUUCAAUGGAUCCGCUUCUUGAUGUUUGAAACACUUGUGUGCAUGAGAAUGUUAUUUGCUAGAAACAAUUUAUACGUACAUAUACACACACAUAACGAGCUACACACACCCCACAAGAUACAAACAAACUGCACACUCACUAGAUAUUCACAAUACGCACAAAUAUACAGAUACAUAAAUAUUAUAUUUCAAUUAUUUAAAAUCAACUGCCAAAAUGUGAAGUGUGCAAAGUAUUUUCCAUACACUCAUUCCACUGGAGCUUGAGCAUCAGUGAUGUGCUAUGUUGAAUUACGCUACAACUUAUUAUUCUGAGUUUACUGACGCUAGCUACGUGUUUCAUAUAUUGAGCAAUGUCAACCAAGUCAAAUUCCUAUGGUAACGUAACUGUUUCUGACAAACCAAGUAUCUAUUCUUCUAAAAGAUUAGAUUUGGAUAGAUAAAGAGAUGGAUUAGUAGCCUAUUCAUCACAAACGUUUUCCUUCCAAAUGUGCUUGUACUGUUGGUGAAUAUAAAUGGAGUUCAUUUGCAUGCCUUUAGGUUUUGCCUUAAAAAUAAUCUCCUUAUUUUGCAUCCUAUAAGAAUAACGAAGACAAAGCUUGUCAA
Messenger RNA from Oncorhynchus masou masou (cherry salmon), 1632 nucleotides. RefSeq names its product visinin-like protein 1. Lineage: Eukaryota; Metazoa; Chordata; Actinopteri; Salmoniformes; Salmonidae. Gene Ontology annotation, molecular function: calcium ion binding. Bases 354 to 929 code for a protein of 191 amino acids. The record is from RefSeq and is a predicted model, not a curated record. The transcript is spliced from 4 exons.